Molecule: messenger RNA, 1695 nt
Organism: Electrophorus electricus (electric eel)
Lineage: Eukaryota; Metazoa; Chordata; Actinopteri; Gymnotiformes; Gymnotidae
Product: sulfotransferase 2B1-like
Molecular function (GO): sulfotransferase activity
Source: RefSeq, a predicted model, not a curated record
UAGACGGCAUUCUUGUUGUCUUUUAGUUAUGGAAAGCAACGCCCUCUAUUUGGUGUACCAUGGACUUUUCCUACCUAAAGUCGCUCAUUCUGAAAACAGUCUUAACUAUUUUGAGACGUUCGUAGUUCAAGACGACGACAUAUUUAUAAUUUCAUACCCCAAGUCGGGCACAACAUGGAUGCAAGAGAUUAUUCCCUUGCUCCUCAAUGGAGGAGAUCUUACUCCAGUGCAGACCAUCCCAAACUGGGACCGGGUUCCUUGGCUUGAAGAGACACGUGCUGCUGUGGUCAUGGACAAGCUGAGUUCUCCACGGGCCAUAGUCUCCCAUAUGCCUUAUCAUCUGAUGCCUUCCACCUUCUUCUCUUCUAAGGCUAAGGUUGUUUAUAUUGCCAGAAACCCUAAAGAUGUCUUGGUUUCCUCUUUCCAUUACCACCGGAUGGCCAGUUUUCUGGACGACCCAGGAACAUUUGAAGAAUUUAUUAACAAGUUCCAAACAGGGCAGGUGCUUUUUGGGAAAUGGACUGAUCAUGUGAAGAGCUGGAAAAGCCCAGAUUUAGGAGAUAGAAUUCUCUAUAUCACUUAUGAAGAGCUUGUUCAGGAUCUGCGUGGGGGAAUAGAACGCAUUUUAUGCUUUCUUGGUCGGCAGCUUAGUGAAGACGCUCUGGACCAUGUGAUCGAACACUGUCAAUUCAAAAACAUGAAACAUAACAAGAUGUCCAACUAUUCACUGGUACCCCAGGAGAUCAUGGACAGCAGCAAAUCACCUUUCCUCAGAAAAGGAAUUGCUGGAGACUGGAAGAAUCACUUCAGCCCAGAGAUGGAGGCCAAAUUCAAUGCAGCCAUAAAUGAAGAAAUGAAGGGAUCUGGAAUUAGAUUCUCUUGGGAUGAGGAAGAAAAAUGAAAUUUCCUUUAAUUCAUUGAAAAAUUAUCAUAAAUCUAGUCCAAGUAAAAAAAAUGUUUACCUGGCUCUUGUACUACUGCCAGCACAUAGUGACAGUUUUAGCAAACAUGACAAAAGUUAUGUUGAUACAGUUUACCUACUGCAGUUUUAAGGGUUGCAAUUCAACUAAAUCAACAAUAUCUCUUUAGUUUGUGAGAUAUUAAUUUCUAGGCAUGAGUAGUUACACAACACUGUGAAUUAAUGCAGCUGUGUGCUAUGAUCAUGAUCUGUGUCUGGAAGGAGAGCCAGCAAAACUAUAUCACAAGUAUCAAGUUAUUCUUUAUUUAAUCCAUAAUAUAAUCUAAAAUGAUUUAAAGUCUUGUCAACUAACAACAACAACAAAAUCUGAAGAGUCAUCCCUGUUCUUCAGUUUAUGUGUUCUUGCCUUCUCUAUCCUGAGGAGGAAGCCAACUGGGAGGAGGAUUUCUGCAGCUCUGAUCCUAUACACUGCUUUGGGAAUUGCAAACUAUACUAACCUUUUAGUCACUCUUAUCUACAUAUCAGCUUAAACUUCAACUUAUUAUAUAUUACUUUGUUCUUUUUCUUUCAUCGUUGUAAUAUUUUUCUCCUCACUAUUUGUUAGCUUCAGGCCAGCAGAGAAAGUAAACAAACUUUUUGCAGGACUUUAUUCAGUUUGGCCUAGAAUUGUUCAGGAGUCAGAUUAUCUUAACUCCUUCAUUAGAAAUAUGAUGCUUGAUUAGAAAUAUGAUGUAUUCUUUCAGGAGUAAUGGUAGAAUAAAACAAAGUAAAAAAAA